AUGAAGCCUCCCCCGGUCCUGACUUGCCUUUGCCUCUUGGUGGCCCUGGUCAGCGGGAACCUGGUCCAGUUCGGGGUGAUGAUCGAGAGGGUGACGGGCAAGUCGGCGCUUCAGUACAACGACUACGGCUGCUACUGUGGCAUCGGAGGCUCCCACUGGCCGGUGGACCCUACCGACUGGUGCUGUCACGCCCACGACUGCUGCUACGGGCGCGUGGAGAAGCUGGGCUGUGAACCCAAACUGGAGAAGUAUUUCUUCUCCGCCAGCAAACACGGAGUCUUCUGCGCCGGCAGAACCACCUGCCAGCGAGAGACCUGCGAGUGUGACAAGAGAGCUGCACUCUGCUUCCGCCACAACCUGGGCUCCUAUGACCGCAAAUACGCCAAUUACCCCAACAGGCUCUGCACGGGCCCCACCCCACCCUGCUGA
Molecule: messenger RNA, 429 nt
Organism: Lepus europaeus (European hare)
Lineage: Eukaryota; Metazoa; Chordata; Mammalia; Lagomorpha; Leporidae
Gene: PLA2G2E
Product: phospholipase A2 group IIE
Exons: 4
Coding region: 1-429 (142 amino acids)
Biological process (GO): phospholipid metabolic process; negative regulation of T cell proliferation; lipid catabolic process
Molecular function (GO): calcium ion binding; phospholipid binding
Source: RefSeq, a predicted model, not a curated record